CGGGACACCUGCAUUUACUAUUAUUCUACAACCCCUUCCAUCGCAAAUGCACUUCCUUCCUUGACCCUGGCAUGUGGCCAGAUUAUACAAUCCUCUCCUCUUCGUUCCGUCAUAUUACCCACGAUAUCCAAUUAUUGACUUGGACGGUGCCACUUGGAGAACCAACCAAGUCGAACAUCACUUGUUACAACUGUGUCCAGUGCGUGCAUCGAGGACCUUGACAUCUGAAGCACGAUGCGCAUCCGCUUCGCUUUUGCGAUCGCCUUUGUCAUUCUCCUCCUCUUCUCCUCGUCCCUAGGCCUCCUUCCACACUCAUCUCUACCAUCCACCCCGGCCGCCGCACAACCAUACAUUCCUCAACAGUCCGACAAAUUCCUCCACUUCAUCGUCUUCUUUGCCCUAACGGCCACCUUCUACUUCAUCCUUGACACUUCUCGCCGGCGGGUCAUACACAUUACCUUGAUUGUCUGCACAUUAGUGUUAGCUGUCGGCAGUGAAGUUGCACAAGGCCUCCUCCCAAACGACCGAGAAUUCGACCCAUGGGAUGUCCUGGCAAAUGUGCUAGGAAGUCUCGCAGCUUUAGGGCUGUGCAGCGCCUAUCACAAACGAGCAGCUGAAAGACGGCGCAAGGCUAAAUACUCCGUCCUAACCGACGAAGGUGAUCUGGAGCUCGGCGAGGGUGUCAACGGCGAUGUCGCACGACCGGGAGAUGACCCUGACCUGGAGACUGGCGUGACUGCAGCUCCAAGAACCGUCGAGGAAGAACUCGACAAUUGGGACGAGAAUGUACCAGAUGAAGCGUGGGAUGACGACGACAAUACCUCGGCAGAGGCGCGCAAUGUCAAGAUGACUCCUUCAACCAGUUCUGUGGGAGAUGAAGACGCUCCGAAAAAGCUGGCGGUGGAUUAGACUAUAAGCCAGUCUGCGUUGGGAGUGAUUCCCACCACCCUCGACGAAAGUGUAAGAUGUGAUAUUACCGCAACGAGAUCAGAUAAUACCCAGAAUGUACCAUCAGCAAUAGCGACUAUUUGGCGCUUUACAUGCUCAGCCUAGAAAAGUGCUUUUGUGAUGCCUGUAAAGAUGUUGUCUUGUCAUUGCUGAAAUUCAUUCUGCUGCUGGAUAUAAAAGUGUCACGGGCUUGGAGACAGCGCAUGGGGCAUUCAACAUAUGACAGCCCGCAGCAAUGACGCUGGCGCAGGCGAAAGAUGCAAUGUUCCAGGACA
Molecule: messenger RNA, 1223 nt
Organism: Exophiala mesophila
Lineage: Eukaryota; Fungi; Ascomycota; Eurotiomycetes; Chaetothyriales; Herpotrichiellaceae
Exons: 2
Coding region: 235-909 (224 amino acids)
Source: RefSeq, a predicted model, not a curated record